AUGUUUGAAUCUGCAAGAAGUAUUAUGAGUUGGCUUGGUGAUUGUGAAAAGGUUAUAGCAGUGAAAAAUAAUCCAGUACAAUGGACAACUCCUCUUGGACUUCCUGUUGUUCAACCAUACAACAAAUUCGGAAGACAUCUUAUUAUGACAUAUCUUCAAGUUUUGACACUAAAACGAGAAACCGAUAAGGUAAUGGUGAAAAGACAAAGAACAGCCUUUCCUCCUCACUUUGUCCACUCUCUUGAUGGGUCCCACAUGGUGAUGACAGCCGUUGCUUGUAGAGAGGCUGGCUUAAGUUUUGCAGCUAUGAAAAACCCUAAUUCUACUCUCCUUAGAAGUAAAUGGAGUCCUAUUCCAAUACCCCAUAGAACUAUCCUUGAACCCAAAGGUCAAGAUCUUGAUUACAUCAACAUAGCUCACAGUUAUCUUCUUCACUCUGAUUGGGCUAAGCUAGAUAAAUUAUUAACAAAAUCUAAUUCAUUACGAGUGAAGCACAUUCCGUUAAAGCUUCAAAACGGCUACGUCAUUUCCCUAAAAUUCUUCAAAUGGAUUGAGCUUCACAACCCUAGUUUACUCACCCUCGAAAGAAAUUCCAUCAUCAUCCACAUCCUCACCAAGAAUCGUAAAUUUGUGUCAGCUGAAUCCAUUUUAAAGAAGAUCAUCGGUUCUUGUUCUUGUGAUGUAAACCUCCAUUCUAAGCUCUUCGAUGCUGUUCUUCACUCUUAUCGAAUGUGUGAUUCCACUCCUCGUGUUUUCGAUGCCCUUUUCAAAAUUUUCAAUCGAGAAAACAUCGCGUUACCAUUUUACAACCAAAUGAGAAGAUCCAAGAUCACAAUCAAUGUGUUCACUCUCAAGAUGGUAAUGAAUGCUUAUGUUCAAUUAGGGAAACUAGAGAAUGCAGUCCAAGUGUUCGAUGAAAUGCAAGGUAUGGGAAUGAACCCUUUUGUCUCCUCCUAUAAUACAUUGAUCACUGGAUACAUCAACCAAGGCCUUUUAACAACCGCAAUCAAGUUGAAACGUACAAUGGAGAAGAAUGGAAUUAGCCCAAAUUCCAUAACUUACAACACAAAAAUCCAUGGAUUAUGUAUGUAA
Lactuca virosa is the source of this 1092-nucleotide messenger RNA. The record is from the annotation of a GenBank genome assembly. Lineage: Eukaryota; Viridiplantae; Streptophyta; Magnoliopsida; Asterales; Asteraceae.